Molecule: messenger RNA, 3142 nt
Organism: Hydra vulgaris (swiftwater hydra)
Lineage: Eukaryota; Metazoa; Cnidaria; Hydrozoa; Anthoathecata; Hydridae
Cellular component (GO): kinesin complex
Molecular function (GO): protein binding; ADP binding
Source: RefSeq, a predicted model, not a curated record
AAUUAAAGUUAAAAACGUACGCUGUGAAUAAGUUUGAGUGUUGAAAGAAAGUUUUACAAAUAUAUUUUUCUACACCUUUUUACUUGUGAAGAAGAAAAACUUUCUCAUCUUGCUCGGUUCAAUAUAGGUUGCUUACCGUGCAGAGUUGUGGCUAGUUUGACUCGCAAUCUAAUUGGGGGACUCAGCCAAUUUAGAAGGCCCAUUUGUAAAUUUAGGUGCCCUUUAGCAAAUCACCAUUUCAUUUCAAAAUUAAAUGGAAUCAAAUCAAGAACGUUGUCAUGAAUAUGACUUUUUUAAAGCACCAUUUCAUUUCAAAAUUAAAUGGAAUCAAAUCAAGAACGUUGUCAUGAAUAUGACUUUUUUAAAGGUGUUCAACGCGACAAACUACUUCACGAAAUUCAUCGUUAUUUUUCACAAGACACAAAAAAGUCGGCUUUAAUACUAUAUGGAAUGUCAGGUGUUGGAAAGACAAAAAUUGCCAAAAAAUAUUGUGAAAUUUAUUCUGACUUCUAUAAAAAUAUUGUCUGGAUAGACUCAGCAUUUGGAAAAUUACAAACUUCAAUAAGAAAUCGUUGUCAAAUAUUAGGAUUGGCUAUUCAUGAUUCAAAAAGUGAUUUUAAUAUAGAAGUAAUUGUCGAAAAAAUUCACGACUAUUAUUCAAAUGGAAAAACGUUGUAUAUUUUUGACAAUGUCGACGAUGAAAGUGUUAAAGGUUUGACAAUGUACAUUUCAAGAAACGCGAACUCAUUUACUUUAAUUACCUCGCAAUGGAGAACGUGGUCAAACAACGUAAAUAAAAUGUUUGUUGAUGUUUUUUCGUUUGAAGAUGCAUUCGCUUAUGUGAAAAAUAAUGUCAAAGAAUACACCGAUGAAGACAUAAAAAACAUAGUUAAAGAACUUGGUUAUCAUCCGUUUGCUAUAACGCAGGCAAUAAAAUAUAUAAAUAUACAUAACGUUUCGAUAGAAAAAUAUAUAGAUCGAUAUAGACAGAAACCCUUAGAAAUAUUAGACACUGAUAACUUUCCUUCUGAAGAUGAAUCAAAGUCUGCAAUAAAAGCAAUCAAUUUAGUUUUGUUCAAAUUAAAAAAAACUAAACCUAUUCCAUUAGAUUUACUUAACUGUUUAUCUCAUUGCGAUGGUCAAAAUAUAGGUAAAGAAUUUAUAAUCCAAAUCUUAAAUCAAAUGAAAAUAAAAGAAGAACAUUUAAUAGAUGAAAUUGUUGGGAUACUAAUGAGUUUUUCGUUACUAAAUUGUUUCGAUGAUAACAAAUAUUCAAUGCACGAACUGACACAGAUGACGUGUAGAUAUUUUCAAAGUAAAAAUUCAAGUACAAAUACGUAUCUUGAUCUAAUCGAUGAUUAUUUCAAAUUUGAGUUAAAUCAGGUUAAUGAUCACGUGGAAUUCGGUAAUCAUUUCGUUUUUCAUUUUCUCUAUAUGUUUCGUAUAAACGGAAAAAGAAUGUCGAAAACCUUCCAUUAUAUGUCAACUUCUAUAUACCAGUUAUUAGUAUGUAAAGGUUUUUUUGAUGAAACAAUCGAAAUAUUAAAAACUAUUCAAAGUUUCAAUACGAAAACUUAUGGUGAAAAUAAUAAAUUUACGCUUGAUACAAAACAUUAUAUCGGAAACUGUUUUUAUAAUAUGGGAAAAUAUAACGAAGCGUUAGAAAUUUAUUACAAUGUUGAGAAAAUACGAACUCAUAUUUUAGGUAUCAACCAUUUAGAUACAAUGGCAACAAAACAUAGUAUUGCAAUCUGUUUGAACGAUAUGGGAAAAUAUAAUGAAGCUUCAGAAAUAUAUUCUUCUGUUGAGAAAACGCGAAUUAAAAUUUUAGGUAUCAACCAUCCAGAUACAGUAAAAACAAAACAUAAUAUCGCAAGCUGUUUGUAUAAUAUGGGGAAAUAUAACGAAGCUUUAGAUAUUUAUUAUUCUGUUGAGAAAAUACGAACUGAAAUUUUAGGUAUCAACCAUCCAGAUACAAUGACAACAAAACAUAAUAUCGCAAGCUGUUUAAAAAAUAUGGGAAAAUAUAAUGAAGCUUUAGAAAUUUAUUAUUCUGUUGAGGAAAUGCGAACUGAAAUUUUAGGUAUCAAUCAUCCAGAUACAAUGACAACAAAACAUAAUACUGCAAUCUGUUUGUACGUUAUGGGAAAAUAUAACAAAGCUUUAGAAAUUGAUUGUAAUGUUGAGAAAAUACAAACUGAAAUUUUAGGUAUCAACCAUCCAGAUACAAUGAAAACAAAACUUAGUAUUGCAAUAUGUUUGUACAAUAUGGGAAAAUAUAACGAAGCUUUAGAAAUUUAUUAUUCUGUUGAAAAAAUACAAACUGAAAUUUUUGGUAUCAACCAUCCAGAAACAAUGAGAACAAAACAUAAUAUUGCAACCUGUUUGGACAAUAUGGGAAAAUAUAACGAAGCUUUAGAUAUUUAUUACUCUGUUGAGAAAGUUCGAACUGAAAUUUUGGGUAUCAACCAUCCAGAUACAAUAAGAACAAAACAUAAUAUCGCAAUCUGUUUGUACGUUAUGGGAAAAUAUAACGAAGCUUUAGAAAUUUAUUAUUCUGUUGAUAAAAUACGAACUGAAAUUUUAGGCAUCAACCAUCCAGAUACAAUAAGAACAAAACAUAAUAUCGCAAGCUGUUUGAACGAUAUGGGUAAGUAUAACAAAGCUUUAGAAAUUUUUUAUUCUGUUGAGAAAAUACGAACUAAAAUAUUAGGUAUCAACCAUCCGGAUACAAUAAGAACAAAACAUAAUAUUGCAAGCUGUUUGGACGAUAUGGGAAAAUAUAACGAAGCUUUAGAUAUUUAUUACUCUGUUGAGAAAAUACGAAAUGAAAUUUUAGGUAUCAACCAUCCAGAUACAAUAAGAACAAAACAUAAUAUCGCAAGCUGUUUGGACAAUAUGGGAAAAUUUAACGAAGCUUUAGAAAUUUAUUAUUCUGUUGAGAAAAUACGAACUGAAAUUUUAGGUAUCAAUCAUCCAGAAACAAUGAAAACAAAACUUAGUAUCGCAAUCUGUUUAAGUAACCUCAUAAAACAGAAAACAAGUUGUUUAACAAUUAGUUAAAUGUAAUUUUGUUUAAAUGUAUAACUUUUAUUAUGCUGUUGAUGAAAAAAAAGUCGUACCCUCCUUUAAUAGUAAGAAA